AUGGGGAUAGAGGGCAAUGAGGAAGCAGACCGCUUGGCUAAGCAGGCAGUCUCAUCCACUGCAGCCCCAGCCUAUGGUCUCGAGGCCACACCCACAGUCAGUGGGGUCCGCACAGUGGCCAAGCAGCUCAGCCAAGAGGCAAGGCGAAAGUGGUGGAGUGGAGCCUGUGGCAAGCUCUCUGACUGGUACCGGGGCUGGAGUUUCAGCAGGCCGACUGUGGAGUACCAAGUGAAGGCCCCUCCGGAGCUCACCAUGCCACGGCAUGCCCUUCACCGCUGGCUCGCACUCCGCUCCUCUCAUGGGGACUUCUCCUGGUACCACAGGCGUUUCCAGCAUGCAGAUGCGAGGCUCACCUGUGUCUGUGGACACAACAAGAGCCCAGAACAUUUGGUGCUCUGUCGACACUCACAGAGGCACUUUCUUCACUGGCCCAAGAGGCCAGCAGCACGGCCACACAACCGGGCGACAGCUGUUGCCUAUCUAGGAUCUCUGACCCCUACAGACUUUGUAGAACUGCUGGACUGCACGCAGUUCUACACACGGUACUGCACAAGGUAA
This is a messenger RNA of Histoplasma mississippiense, 558 nucleotides long. RefSeq lists its product with no specific name. Lineage: Eukaryota; Fungi; Ascomycota; Eurotiomycetes; Onygenales; Ajellomycetaceae. The record is from RefSeq and is a predicted model, not a curated record. The transcript has a single exon. Bases 1 to 558 code for a protein of 185 amino acids.